ACUGCUGCCAGAAUCAGCACUGUUCAUCCGCUUGCGUGUGCUGUGGAGUGUCGAUAAUCUCUUCCGAAAAGUCAAUUUUCUGUAAAAUCGUGAAAAAUGUUCGCCCGUACACUGAAAUCUGUUGCUGCUCAGGGAGCCAAGAACUUCUCCACUACUAGCCAGAACAAUGUCAAAGUGGCCGUUUGCGGUGCUUCCGGUGGUAUUGGCCAGCCCCUGUCGCUGCUGCUGAAGCAGAGCCCGCUGGUGACGGAACUGUCCCUGUACGAUAUUGUCCACACACCCGGAGUGGCUGCCGAUUUGUCUCACAUUGAAACCCAUUCGAAGGUCACCGGCUACAAUGGUCCGGAAAAUUUGGAGAAAGCUCUGGCUAAUGCCGACAUUGUUAUCAUUCCGGCCGGUGUCCCCCGCAAGCCCGGUAUGACUCGUGAUGACCUGUUCAACACCAACGCUUCGAUCGUCCGUGACCUGGCCGCUGGUUGUGCCAAGGCUUGCCCCAAGGCCCUGAUCGGUAUUAUCUCGAACCCGGUCAACUCGACAGUCCCGAUUGCCUGCGAAACCCUCGCCAAGGCAGGCGUGCUGGACGUAAAGCGCGUGUUUGGUGUUUCCACGCUGGACAUUGUUCGUGCCAACACCUUCAUCGGUGAAGCCGCCGGAGUUGACCCGCAAAAGGUUAAUGUUCCAGUCAUCGGAGGUCAUUCCGGUGUGACAAUCAUCCCCGUUCUGUCGCAGGCCACCCCGUCGGUUAGCUUCCCCCAGGACAAGGUCGCCGCUCUGUCCGAACGCAUCCAGGAGGCUGGUACCGAAGUCGUCAAGGCCAAGGCAGGAGCCGGUUCGGCUACCCUGUCGAUGGCUUAUGCUGGAGCACGUUUCGCACUGGCUCUGGCCCGCGCCAUGAACGGCGAGAAGAACGUCAUCGAAUGUGCUUACGUUCGUUCGGAUGUUACCGAAGCUAAGUACUUCUCCACUCCCCUGCUCCUGGGCAAGAACGGACUUGAGAAGAACCUUGGACUGCCCAAGCUGAAUGCUUACGAACAGGAACUGCUGAAGAAGGCCAUUCCAGAGCUGAAGAAGAACAUCCAGAAGGGUGAAGACUUUGCCCACAAGAAGUAAAGCGAUCCGAUCAGUAGGCGGCGCGGUUUACAUACAUCAUCGAAAAACAUAUUAAGUACAACAACAAAAGCGCAUUUGGCAUGCUACUACCAGAGAAACAAAAACUACCAUCCCCUUUAAAGUCAUAAACAUAAGUCACCGCGUGAAAUCGCAAUGUCUUCUCUUUGAAAGACGAAAAAGAAACACAAAAGUCGAAUGAAGUGGAAAACCUCAUAUCCUAAAGAAGGUAUUGGUCCUAGUAGAAUUAGGAAAGGAAAGGAUACAAAACAUAGAGAAUAAAAUUCGCAAAUAAAGUGUUUGUUUGGGC
Molecule: messenger RNA, 1417 nt
Organism: Ochlerotatus camptorhynchus
Lineage: Eukaryota; Metazoa; Arthropoda; Insecta; Diptera; Culicidae
Gene: Mdh2
Product: malate dehydrogenase 2
Exons: 3
Coding region: 97-1110 (337 amino acids)
Biological process (GO): carboxylic acid metabolic process; tricarboxylic acid cycle
Cellular component (GO): cytoplasm; mitochondrion
Molecular function (GO): L-malate dehydrogenase (NAD+) activity
Source: RefSeq, a predicted model, not a curated record